AUGUCAUCGGAAGAUCAAGAGAAAGAAGUUUCAUCGAGUGAAUCGAGUGAAUCAACCGAUUCGAAAGAAGAGAAGAGUGCUGAGAGUACUACUAGUACUGAGAGUAGUGAAAGUAGUGAAGAAAUUAAAGAAACCAACGACACACCAACACAACUUACCACAGAAGAAAAGCUACAACCAACAACUUCCACUCAAAAGUCAUUACAAGAGGACGAUACAAAGAAUCAAAAGAAACAAAACCCUACCUCGACUCAAGAAGACCCCGCAUACAAAUAUAUAUAUAAUGUCUUUGUCACUCGUUUACCUAAAGAAAUCACACACGACACCUUCUUGGAAUUUUUUAAAGAAUACAACCCAACGUCUUGUCGUCUUCCCUUAGACGCUUCACACCAAUCAAAAGGGUUUGGCUUCUUAGAAUUUGCAACGGAGGCGGACAAAAACCGGAUGUUAGCCAACAAAGAUCGGAUGAAGAAGUUCCGUGGACAUAAGAUUUUAAUUCAAGAAUCCGAAACAAAGAAGUUAUUCAUUAAUAAGAAAUGUUUCAUCUGUGGGGAAGUCCACGACUCAGCUAAUUGCCCACAUAAAAACGAUCAAAACUUCUCAAAACAAGACCGUCCCUGUUUUAAAUGUGGGUGGCCCGGUCAUAUCAGUAAAGACUGUCCGUACUAA
Molecule: messenger RNA, 669 nt
Organism: Entamoeba invadens IP1
Lineage: Eukaryota; Evosea; Mastigamoebida; Endamoebidae
Exons: 1
Coding region: 1-669 (222 amino acids)
Molecular function (GO): RNA binding; zinc ion binding
Source: RefSeq, a predicted model, not a curated record